CUUCAGUAGUACUUCGAAUUUCUUCUCGAAUCUUUCAGAAAAGGAAGUUUUAUUCCGAAAUCUGUGUUUCUAUUUAAUAUUUUUUAAAUUAAUUUGUAAAGCAAUCCGCAUUAAAUAAAAUUCCUGUAUACAAAAUGGAUAUGGAACUUAUCGAUGUACCAAAAAAGGUUAAUAGGCACGUGAUGAAAGCGUUGAGCGCUUUAAGUAAUGGCAACGUGUUUAAAAAAUUUCCCUUGGGCCUCAUAUUGGAGCAAGUCGAACGACAAAUGCGGAAUGUGGUGCCGGUGGACAAUCUUGAGGAUGCUGUCACAGCGUCCCUUCAUAUUUUAAGCUAUUACGGUUUGAUAAGACAAUUCGAUGAAAAUCGCUUUGAUAUUGGCCGUUCGUAUGACGAAAUUCCAUCAACUCCAACCAAAAAAGACUUUAGUUUGGAUGAUUCGCGGAAAAGAACCUACAGUACUGAUUCCAUGUCAGGCGAUGAAUUUGAUAAAACUCGCAAAAGAAUGCGCUCAAACAAUAAAAAUUUUCGUUUUAAAGGUCGCAGAGUUGAAUUACCAAAACCUAGGAGACACACAGGAUUUCUAUUCCAAACGCUUGACAGCUUUGAACAUAUUGAAUUAGGCAAAAGCCAUUGCAUGAAUAACGCCAAUAAUUUCGAAUUGGCCAUAAAUAUGGCAGAAUGGCCAGCAGUUGGGAUCGAUCCCAUGGGCCAGGAUAAUGCUAAUAUAGAUUUAAGGAAAGAUUUGGAGGUACUUUAUGAGCGCCCUGAGUCAAGAGAAAAUAUACACGCGAAUUCUGAGAUCCACAAUCCCUCCAAUGACAACUUGAAUUCAAGAAAUCAAAAGGAUUCGUGUUUAAAUUUAAACAUGAAUACUGUUGCACGGGGCCAUGUUAUUGAGGACAAUGACCCAAGUGACCCUGUAGGCGAUCCAAAAACAUCUAAAGUGGCAUUAACAGUAGAUUUGUUGAAUAAGUCAAGCAAGGAAACAUAAGGUGUGAAAGUCAUAUACGGGGAAAUUGUAAUGACCAAACGACUGUGUUAUCAUUAUGGUUUUGUUUAUUUUUUUGAUGUGUAGUUUUGGUAAAUUCUCUGUUAAAUAUGAUAUGAUAAGGAAGCUGUUAGAAAAUUUAA
This is a messenger RNA of Stomoxys calcitrans (stable fly), 1132 nucleotides long. RefSeq lists its product as uncharacterized. Bases 135 to 992 code for a protein of 285 amino acids. NCBI's taxonomy places the organism in Eukaryota, Metazoa, Arthropoda, Insecta, Diptera, Muscidae. The record is from RefSeq and is a predicted model, not a curated record. The transcript has 2 exons.